AGUUGUUUACAAAUGUCUGCCUUGUGAACGUAAACAAUGAAAUUUAACUAAUGUGUUUGAUUGAUCUGUAUCAUUUUGUACGAAUCUGAAUAAUGUGGAUCUUCUAUAUGAUACUUUGGAUACACAUUCUUGCACGACAUCAAGUUGACAUCACUUCCAACUCAAAAUAAGCCUAAGGCAAAUUGAUUUGAAACAUCAUCAACACUUCAUUUAAUUCAACUAACAUGAGCAAACGCAGUGAAGUUGGAGACAAAACUCCUUCUAGCAAGAAACUUCGGGACAUUUAUAAGUCAGGAGCGUCAGGGACAACACCAAAAGCUGGCAGCAAGGCUGUGGUUCCUAAAGGCACAAGGAAUGUGGUACCAAAGAGUAUGCCAGGACCAGUUGCCAUGACCAAGAAAGAUGGAAUGCUGGUUCCUGAAGGUUACACAAUGAGGAAGAUAGAGCCAGCCAAGAACUAUGAUGUUGAAUCAUUUGCUAGGGCAAUGAACCCAGAUUUUGCCCCAAGACUGAAGAAGCUAUUUGAACCAGAGACAGAGGCAGCUGUGAAGGCUCAGCAAACAGGUAUAUACAUUGGCUGGAGAUUACCAGAGUAUAAAUUUGACUGCCAGCGAGUCAACGACAUGUCCAAGUGUUUCUGCAGUCAUUUGCUGGGGGAACAUGCUCAGUACACAGGCAAAAGUGUACGAGUCCCGUGUGUUCAGGGAGGGUGCAAAUGCAAGGGUUUCGCCUGGGUUCCUUCACGACCUGAAGACGUUGGGGAGUUCUGGAUGCAGCGGAGACGUGACUUUGACCCGUCCACCUGGCGUGCAAAAUGUCGGUGCAAGCACACUCACGAGGAGCACGAGGCUGCAGGCAUGAGGAGAUGCAAGACAGGUUGUGGCUGUGGCCAUUUCAACUCCAACUUCCUGUGUGCAGCCUGUGACAAGCACUGGGAGGACCACGAGACGUUCUUUGAGACGGAGCAGGAUAGGGUGCAAAAGGGGCUACCAGUCGGUGAGAUGUACCUCCCGUUUGCUGAGAUGCCCCACCUGAGGAACAUUGCCCUGACAGGGGCCGAGGAUGACGACUCCCGGUACCAGGCCCUCGUCCAGGGGGAGGGGUCCAUACCCCGUAACCGUGCCAUAGAGGCCCCCGGCAACAGCCAGGCCUUCCCAGCCCCCAGGGGUGGGGCAAGCAGUGGCUUCAAGCCUGUGUAUGACUGAAAAGUACUCUGAUGGUACGAGUUUGGAUGUGUUGGUGAAAGUAAAAUUAUGUUAAUGGUUGUUUUCAUUGGUGGUGUAACGUUAACAUUUCUGUGUUAUAUGAUUGCAAUUGGAAAUGCCGGUGUUUUUAAAUGAUUGCAAAUGUUAAAGUUCUUGUUGGUUUUGUUUUAAUUAAGUUUUAUUGAUACAUGUAGGUAGGGGAUAUACAAUUACGUAGAGAUAAAGAUUGCAAUCUG
Messenger RNA from Dreissena polymorpha, 1441 nucleotides. Its product is annotated as protein FAM221B-like. Bases 225 to 1205 code for a protein of 326 amino acids. The record is from RefSeq and is a predicted model, not a curated record. The transcript has 7 exons. Lineage: Eukaryota; Metazoa; Mollusca; Bivalvia; Myida; Dreissenidae.